AUGUUUUCAAAUCCUAAUCCCAAAUCUAGGGGUGAACUUUUUGGAGGAAGCUUGACAUGCUACCAUGGUCUUCUUGCGCAACUGAGGGUUGCCAAAAGAGGUACUAGACCGGAAAACAAAUUCUAUGGUUGUGGUAAUUGGCCUGAUACUAAUUGUAAGUUUUUUAAGUGGGAAGAUGAUGUUGACAAAUUCACUAAUGAGAUCGAGAAGCAUGAACAAUUAGAUGUUGAAAUUGAAGCGUUAGUUGAGAAAAUUCAAAAAUUAAAAAAUAAGAAGAGGACUAUGGAAGAGGUGGUUACAUCACUUAAAGUUGAAAAUGCAAAGCUCAAUGGCACAGUGAAGGCCUUAGGAAUUAUGCUUGUGUUCUCAUGGUUCAUAUGUUUCGCGAUUAUAUUUCUUCUUACUUAG
This is a messenger RNA of Amaranthus tricolor (Joseph's coat), 408 nucleotides long. RefSeq lists its product as uncharacterized. The transcript has 2 exons. Bases 1 to 408 code for a protein of 135 amino acids. Gene Ontology annotation, molecular function: zinc ion binding. NCBI's taxonomy places the organism in Eukaryota, Viridiplantae, Streptophyta, Magnoliopsida, Caryophyllales, Amaranthaceae. The record is from RefSeq and is a predicted model, not a curated record.